UCCUAAUCGACACAGCUGAUUGUUCUCUCUGCUCAUCUAUCCAUUUCUUUCAUUAUUUUUUGUUUUUUCUUUCUUCGUUAACACCUUUCUCCAGUUCCAUUCAUCUGCAUUCUGUUUUCAUGCUUCCACCCAUAACAACUCUUAUGAUUUUGAAUCUGACUCGAUUCUUUCUACUUUGAGUCCAUUCAACCGUAUAUCCGUCUCUCCACGUGGGUUGAAAAUUAUGGUGGUAUAUUAUCCUGUACUGCCGCUGUCAUGUCCGCCGACAUGUCUGCUCCUUCGGUAAAGAAGAAGAAGUCGUUUGCACGGAGCUCCAAACCAAGCACCAGGAUGUGUGUUCGGGAACAAAGGGACAUCAUAACCAUGUCAUCUCCAGAGAUGUGCUGGCCGGUGCCAAUGCGAGCCAUUGGGGCUCAGAACCUCCUCACCAUGCCAGGAGGGGUAGCCACUGCAGGAUACCUCCACAAGAAGGGAGGCAGCCAAUUCAGCCUAAUGAAAUGGCCACUGAGGUACAUCAUCAUCCACAAGGGCUGCGUGUACUACUUUAAGAGCAGUACCUCUGCUGCACCACAGGGGGCGUUUUCUCUCAAUGGCUACAACAGAGUGAUGAGAGCAGCAGAGGAGACAACAUCGAGCAAUGUUUUUCCUUUCAAGAUCGUCCACUUCAGUAAGAAACACAGGACGUGGUUCUUCUCAGCAGCCAGUGAGGAUGAGAGGAGGAAAUGGAUGCGAUACCUUCGGAAAGAAAUAGACCACUAUAACGACAGGAAAGAGUCCCACCUACCAAGUGACUCAGAUUCAGAUGCAGACAGUUUCUAUGGCACAAUCGAGAGGCCGAUGGAUGUGAAACAUCUUGUUGAUACCACCGAAAUUAAUUACAGUGAUGACGAUGAUGAUGACGAUGAGGAGGACUAUCUGAAGCCAGACAGUGAAUGUUCGCCAACAUCUUCAGGUGACCACCUCAUAUUCUUUCCCUGUCGACCCACAGGUCCACCGCCCUCUUACCCUCCUCCACCUGUGCCAAUGACAUUCCCCCACCAUCAAGACUCCAGUCCAGGCCAAAAAAGCCUCCACCCUCCCAUCCCAUUACAACUGAAAGCCCCUACCUCUCCGCUCCACAGGAAACCUUCACCUUGUCCACCCUCUCCGUGCAUAAAGAAGGAGUCUACCAAAGGCCCACCCCCACCUUUACCUUUUGCCCCUCACUUACAGAAUCCUUUUCCUUCCACACCUCCACCUAUUCCUCCCAAUGCAAAGAAACCAGGCAGGUCAACCUCCGUGGGAGUAACAGCAAAUGACAAAAGAGACUGGAGGCCUACGCCGUCUGUUUCAGUCCAGUCACCAGCUACUUUGCCCAUCUGUGAAAAACUAGACAGGCUAAUCCUAAAUGGCCCCUGUCCCCCUCACUCUGGCGGGAGCCAGUCACUAGAAAACAGCUACCGCCGUAAUAAGCCGAACAUGCCGGUUCCACCAUGCCCAAACACAAAUGUAUCUCUCAAUCUAAUGUCCUCCAGUCACUCUUCACACUCCCCGCUACCUAAACCUGGACUACUCAAUAAGCCAUCUAUACCCAAACCUCCUUUACCUUUAGUAGGAGUCAAGCCAUCAACGGCUCCACCCAGGCCCAAGUCGCCAGGAACACCGUUUCAAAGAACAUCUCCAGAGGGCCAGAGCUUCCGUUCCAUCAACGACGAAACUGCAGAUUUCAGGAGGAAACGAGACUCGACCGCGUACGACUCUGACGAAGACUAUGAGAAUGUCCAGCUGCCAGACUCUGUGUUCAUUGAUUCGAAUGAAACCAGCUUCGUAGAAAAGUUAUUCAAAGAGAGUCCAACUCCUCCACAAGAUGGACUGUACGCCAUCAGAAAAUCAGGAACCAAAACAACAAAGGUGCUGGUGGUGUGGGACAUCAGUAUAGGCAAAGCCAGAAACUACAGACUGUUUGAAGAGGGUGACUGUAUAUUUCUGGAAGCUGAUUUGACCUUCCCCAAUCUGUCUACACUGAUCGAACACUACCACUACAGACCUCUUCCUCACCACGGCUCACUGUGUCUCCAGAAGCCCUACACAAAGACGUGAGGACUUUCACAGGCGGCUUACUGAACUGUAACUGAAACCAGAGGACACCAAAGCAGCUGAAAUCAGUGCAGAAGACUGUGCACUGGACUGCACCUUAAACAUGGAGAAAACUAUACAAACUAGACUCUCACCUUGACAAAUCUACACUCAGUGAGAUAUUUCCAUCAUGGCAAACUUUCUAAAAAAAAAUCUACCAAGCUCUCUAAGGGAUCAAGCAUCUGUAAAAGGAAAUCAGAAAUCUGCUGCAAAUUCCUGAUGUUUCAUGUAAAGUGAGCAAUGGUUGUGAUGUGUUUUGGCCACAAAGGGGCGCUGUGACACCAAAUGCUAGCAUUAAAAAACAUUGAUGUUUCUGCGUUGGCCUAGCAAUGGUCUAACAAACUGUCUAGAUUGUCCUCUCCCUCAUGCCCUGUGACAGCUGGGAUAGGCUCCAGCACUCCAGCGCAUAGAUAAAGGGAAAUGGAUGGAUGGUUUACAAGUUUUGAAAAUGAUAUAAAGUAUAGCUUUAAUAUUGAGCUUAAAUGGAUGAGAGCAAGAAGAACUUUAAUGAUGCCAGCACAGAAGUUGAAUAGUAUUAAAAAAGUAAUUCAGAUAAUUAUUACAUAUAAUUAAUUAAGUUUAAUUUUACAAAUACAUUCUUAUGAUUCUCAGUGACCAUCUGUGCUCCUCAUACCAACCAGAACACAUCAUCAGAUAUACAUAUUCGUAUCGAUCUCAUAAGGAUUAAGAUAAUUUAAUUUGUGAGACUAAAAACGAUGAUGAUGGAAACAAUUCUUUAGAUUUAAAUGAUAUUCAGUCGUUCUUAAAGUUGGUCCAAAAGUAAACAUUCAGUUCCUUUAAUGCUGAUAACUUGAUUGGUUUGAAUAGAUUUCUGACUACCUGGAGGUACUGAGGUGUAAACGUGGAUACUGGGACAGGCUUGCUGUCCUUUAUCUUCAAAAAGACUCCCAUCUGUCCACUUUGUCCCAAAUGUGUCGUCCCAACCAGAUGUAGCUAACUGAUGCUCAAAUGUCAAAAUCAUAGCAAACUAUCAGCUUCAUCUUUGUGCCAUUUGCAGGCAAACGUUUUCCUCUGGGUGCAACGUCCAAAACUAGUGGCUGCGAUGUAUGCUUAUCCGUGAGAACUGAAUUAACAUUAGAAAAAGUAGAACAUUAGAGGCAGAAAUGUUUUCUUGUUUCUUCUUUCAGAAAUGAAAAACGACAUACGACACUGUCGAUAAAAAAAACUCCUUUAUUUACAAAAACAAACUGAUGUAAUUGACUUUUUUGUGUAUUUGUGUGUUCUGUUUGUACAGCACUAUAAAAUGUUCCU
This is a messenger RNA of Pundamilia nyererei, 3387 nucleotides long. RefSeq names its product SH3-domain binding protein 2 (gene sh3bp2). Gene Ontology annotation, molecular function: SH3 domain binding. The transcript is spliced from 13 exons. NCBI's taxonomy places the organism in Eukaryota, Metazoa, Chordata, Actinopteri, Cichliformes, Cichlidae. The record is from RefSeq and is a predicted model, not a curated record. Gene Ontology annotation, biological process: signal transduction. The coding region runs from base 256 to 2079 and encodes 607 amino acids.